Messenger RNA from Schizosaccharomyces japonicus yFS275, 1062 nucleotides. Its product is annotated as rRNA methyltransferase. Gene Ontology annotation, biological process: rRNA (guanine-N7)-methylation; rRNA processing. Gene Ontology annotation, cellular component: nucleus; cytoplasm; nucleolus. The transcript has 3 exons. Gene Ontology annotation, molecular function: S-adenosylmethionine-dependent methyltransferase activity; rRNA (guanine) methyltransferase activity. The coding region runs from base 124 to 927 and encodes 267 amino acids. The record is from RefSeq and is a predicted model, not a curated record. NCBI's taxonomy places the organism in Eukaryota, Fungi, Ascomycota, Schizosaccharomycetes, Schizosaccharomycetales, Schizosaccharomycetaceae.
GCGGCCAUUCCGUCUUCUCACAGCAAGUAACAUGUUACUCAAGAAUGCUACACCAAAAUUGGAGUUCAACGCCGACACACAGUGCUUCAACAGCAACUCUUCGAAAAACAAUUGCAGUCCAGGAUGUCGCGGCCCGAGCAUAUCGCGCCUCCCGAGAUCUUUUACAAUGAUGUGGAAGCUCGGAAAUACUCAAAAAAUACCCGUAUUCAGUCUAUUCAGGCAGAAAUGACUGAGAGAGCUCUGGAACUGCUGGAUCCCGAAGGACCAUCAUUUAUUCUGGAUAUUGGAUGCGGUUCGGGAAUUUCAACUGCAAUCGCAGAGUCAUUUGGACACACACUGGUUGGAAUGGAUAUUUCUCCGUCCAUGCUCUCUGUAGCUUUGGAAAACGAUGAAGUGGAGGGUGAUCUGCUUCUUGGGGACAUUGGAGCAGGUGUUCCGUUUCGUGCGGGCACUUUUGACGGUGUUAUUUCCAUCUCAGCUAUUCAGUGGCUGUUAAACGCCGAUAAAACAUGUAACGUUCCUCAAAGACGUCUCACACGUUUCUUCGAGACACUGUACAGUAGCAUGAAACGGGGUGCCCGAGCUGUUAUGCAAUACUACCCCGAAUCCGAUACUGCUCAGCGCAUGAUUCUCGAGACCGCAAAGAAGUCCGGCUUUUCUGGAGGUACUGUGAUUGACAAUCCAGAUUCUAAGCGUCAGAAGAAGUACUACUUGGUGCUACAAGCUGGUGGAAUUCGGACAUUAGACACCUCAGAAAUGUCUGUCGAAGACGAUAACAACAAAAAUCACAGAUUAAAGAAGAGAAAGAAGCAGGACAUGAGCGUUAAGGACUACAUUUCUCACAAAAAGGAGCUUAAUCGCCGUCGUGGACACAGUGUUCCGCGGGACUCCAAGUAUACUGGUCGUCGCAGAAAGACGGCGUUUUAAUCGUCAUUUUGGACACAGCGCAUACAAACUUGCGUGUUUUAGGGUACGGAAAUAGGCAUUACAAGGAUUUGUUUUGUUUCUUACUAGAGUACAUUAUCAGAAGCUACAUUAAGACAUGCAAGGGUCGAUGAGACC